CUCUUUUUACUUCGUAUUUUAACCGAGCAACACAAAAAUACACAUAGUCAAUUUGAUACCUAAGCUUAUAACUGCAGUUUAUUACGAUCUUUGUUUGGGAAAGGUUCUUAAGUGGUAAUAUUGUGGAUAAUAGUGCGUGCAUUUGCUUCUCUGUAUAUUUUUCACAAUUCUGGUGCCAAUAUUACAUAUUGUAAGAAUUCAUAAAAAAUGCCAUAUGUUGAAAUUAAGCACGAUUUAGACCUUGGCCCUGAGUUACCGGAUGAAUUUAAAAAUAUCGCUGCGGAACAGGGCGAAUGUGAAAAUACGAAACUCCAGGUUAUAGAUGACUUUCGUAAAUAUAUAUCUGAACAUGAUGGCUGCAAACCUCACCGAACGGACGAUGAUUACCUGCAGAAAUUUCUACGUGCACGCUUUUGGCACGUUGAGAGCAGUUAUCAAUUGAUGGUCAAUUAUUACCAAUUUCGGGAACAGAAUAAAUCAUACUUUGAAAAGGUUCGACCUUUGGAACUGAGAAGCUUGGGUGAUGAGGAUAUUAUAUCAGUGACACCCUAUAGAGACCAAAAUGGACAUCGCAUUUUAAUCUAUCGUUUUGGUGCAUGGAAGCCAGGUAAAAUUAGUGUGGAUGAUAUCUUUCGUGCCACUAUCAUUCUUUUAGAAUUAGGGUCUCUAGAACCGAUAGCCCAGGUUUUAGGCGGCGUUGGCAUAUUUGACUUAAAGGAUCUGAGCUUCAAUCAUAUCCUUCAUUUAAGUCCAAGCGUGGCACAAAAAAUGAUUGCCUUGUUGGUGACCUCAAUGCCUGUGCGUACUGCAGCUUUGCAUAUUGUGAACCAAAAUUGGGUGUUCAAUGCAGCUUACAACAUGUUUAAACCAUUCUUAAAUUCUGCAAUGAAAGAGCGUUUGUUCAUACAUGGUUCGGAUAUGAAGUCACUUCAUAAGCACAUAAGCUCAGAUCACUUGCCUAAAAGGUAUGGUGGUGUGCACGAUGAUUAUCCUUAUCAACUAUGGUUGGACAAAUUGAUUGACAAUGCCCGCAUUCAUACUGAGUUGGGUCAAUUAGGGUACAUAUUUUAAGUGUACAUGGAAAGUUUUAUGCUGAAGCUAUCUAUACUAUUUACAUAUGCAUGUAUAGAAAUAUAUCAACAUCAAUAUUACACUAAACUUAAAUGGAAUAGUUUAGUAUAAAACAAUUCAUAUAACUAAUUUAAAAUUUUACGAUAAGAAUAAGAAUCAAAGCAAAUAAAUUAUAGUAUUACUAAAUAGUUGCUAUUUCUAAUACUAAUAAAAAAAAUUAUUACUUGGUUCCAAAA
Molecule: messenger RNA, 1307 nt
Organism: Bactrocera dorsalis (oriental fruit fly)
Lineage: Eukaryota; Metazoa; Arthropoda; Insecta; Diptera; Tephritidae
Product: alpha-tocopherol transfer protein
Exons: 6
Coding region: 208-1071 (287 amino acids)
Cellular component (GO): membrane
Molecular function (GO): phosphatidylinositol bisphosphate binding
Source: RefSeq, a predicted model, not a curated record